CUCCGAUCCGGACUCCGAUGUAUUUGAGGGCCUUGAUGGUGCCGAUCGCACCCUGGCGUAUCGUGCUAUGAUUGACUGCGUGCUUGCCACGGAUAUGGCCAAGCAUAAUGAGCUGUUAAAUUUGUUUCUUGUAUCUAUGGAAAAACCGUAUUCAAUUGAAGAUACCACCGCCAGGCAGAUGAUCAUGGACGUAAUAGUGAAGGCGGGUGAUAUUUCGAAUGUAACGAAGCCGUUUGACAUUUCUCGCUUGUGGGCUAUGUCGGUGACAGAGGAGUUCUACCGUCAGGGUGACAUGGAGAAGGAGAAGGGUGUGGAGGUGCUGCCCAUGUUUGAUCGUUCCAAGAACACGGAGUUGGCCAAGGGCCAGAUUGGCUUCAUUGACUUUGUUGCCAAGCCGUUUUUCAAGAAGGUUGUGGAUGCCUGCCUCACUGGCAUGCAAUGGACUGUCGACCGUAUAAACAGUAACCGUGCACAGUGGGAACUGACACUUGAAGUAAAGUAG
This is a messenger RNA of Trypanosoma rangeli, 502 nucleotides long. Its product is annotated as cAMP specific phosphodiesterase. The record is from RefSeq and is a predicted model, not a curated record. Gene Ontology annotation, biological process: signal transduction. The annotation marks the transcript as partial. The transcript has a single exon. NCBI's taxonomy places the organism in Eukaryota, Euglenozoa, Kinetoplastea, Trypanosomatida, Trypanosomatidae. Gene Ontology annotation, molecular function: 3',5'-cyclic-nucleotide phosphodiesterase activity.